AUGGACGAGAAGACAUGGACCAACGGAAUCAACGAGGCCAGCAAGAUGGCCCUGCUCGCCUGGGAGAAGGAGACAGGAAUUGAGCUGGUGCAAAUAAACGGGCAGAGGCGCUACGGGGGACCCCCCCCAGGCUGGGUGGGCGGCCCGCCGCCGGCCGGCACCGAGGUGUACAUCGCCAGGCUGCCGCAGGACAUCUACGAGGACACGCUGAUCCCGCUGUUCGGGAGCGUGGGCCGGCUCUACGAGUUCCGCCUGAUGAUGACCUUCAGCGGGCUGAACCGCGGCUUCGCCUACGCGCGCUACGCGUCGCGGCAGGACGCGCGCAGCGCCAUCGCCGCCUUCCACCGCUUCCAGCUGCGCCGCGGCCGCGCCAUCGUCGUCUGCUGGAGCACGCAGAAGCGCGAGCUGCUCGUCAGCGGCCUGGGCGCCUGGGUGAGCCAGCAGGAGCUGGAGGCCACGCUGCAGAGGGUCACCGAGGGGAUCUGUAGUGUCACCCUGCACGCCAGCCCCUCCCAGACACAGGCCACGCUCGCUGUGCUGAAGUACAGCUCGCACGAGGCUGCUGCCCUGGCCAAGAAAGCUCUGAUGGAAGGGAACCUGAGGCUCGGGGAAGCAAAUAUGAGGGUGGACUGGCUGGAUCCCCAACUGAAGCAGAAGCUGCAGCUGUGUGAGGAGGAGCCACCAUCCAGCUGGGUGCAGGGAGGUGAGAGCCCAGCAGUGCCCCUGCCUCUGUCACUGCAGAACGUGCUGGACUGCCUGAACACGCUGUGCUGGAAGCAUCACCUGAGGACACCCCUGAUCAUGACCAAGUGUGUCCAGAUGAACCCCAACGGGUGGCAGCGGUUCUGGUACCAGGUGGCCAUCCCGGGGUCCCACGUGCCCAUCAGUGGCUUCACGUGGAUCUCACUAGACAGGCAGGGCCAGAGCGAGCACGAGAAGGCCAAGGUGGUGGCAGCCCUGCACGUUCUGCGAGUGUUGGCUGAGUCCUUGAGCCCCCCAGCCCUGUCCCCCCAUACAUCAGAGUCCCCUCUCAUCCACAGAGCCCCCAGCCCUGUUCCUCACCUCAGAGCCCCUCCCCGUCCCUCACGGACCCCAGUCACGGACCGUUCCCAGUCCCUCCGGCAGGACCCUCAGCCGCCCAUCCCCAGCCUGUCCCUCCAUCCCAGGGCCACCCCCGGUCCUCCCGCGGCGCCUCCUGCCCCCCAUUACCACUGUCCCCUGCGGGACCCCUGCCCGCUCCGACACGCGCUGCCCCUUUAA
Messenger RNA from Agelaius phoeniceus (red-winged blackbird), 1260 nucleotides. The record is from RefSeq and is a predicted model, not a curated record. Lineage: Eukaryota; Metazoa; Chordata; Aves; Passeriformes; Icteridae.